Solanum tuberosum (potato) is the source of this 1203-nucleotide messenger RNA. RefSeq lists its product as uncharacterized. Lineage: Eukaryota; Viridiplantae; Streptophyta; Magnoliopsida; Solanales; Solanaceae. The transcript is spliced from 2 exons. The record is from RefSeq and is a predicted model, not a curated record. The coding region runs from base 1 to 1203 and encodes 400 amino acids.
AUGGAACAUCUAAAGCGUAGUUGGAUGUACAAGAGAUUAGAUGGUCGAGGGGCUCUUAAUUCUAGUUUUAUAGCCGGUGUGAAUGACUUUCUCAAGUUUGCAUGUUCUCAUCCGAAUCGCAUGAGUGGAUUUGUUGAGAACUAUUUUGUUUGGAAAUAUCAAGGAGAAAAAGAAGUGAUCGGUGAUAUGUCUAUUGAUUUACCGAAUGAUACACAAUCUGGAUUGGGAUAUGAUAAUCCAUAUCGCCAAAUGGUUUUGGAUGCAGUUGGAUCAAAUUUUGGUCAGGGUUCGAGCUUGCAAUCUUAUAGUAAUGACGAACCUGAGUCAUCUCAUCAUUGUGAACCUCCAAUGGAGGAAAAUUCUAAUCCUUCAAUGGAGGAGGAACCUAAUCUUGAGUCACAAAGGUUUUAUGAUUUACUUCAAGCCGCUGAUGCAGAAUUGUAUCCUGGUUCUUCCAUCUCUCAACUUGCGCUAGUUUCUAGGAUGCUAAAUAUUAAAAUGGAGAACACUUUAUCACAAAGGGGCUAUAAUCAAGUGCUGCAACUAUUGAAAGAGGCAUUACCUGAAGAUAACCAAGUUCUCGAUAGUUAUUAUCAAACCAAGAAGCUAGUGCGUAGCUUGGGUUUGCCUGUUGAAAAGAUUGAUUGUUGUAACUCAGGAUGUAUGUUGUAUUGGGAAGAUGAUAAAGACCUAACAUCUUGUAAGUUUUGUGGCUAUGAGAGGUUUAAACGUCGUGUUGGUUCUCGUAAGAGAAAAUUGGUCCCUUACAAAAAAAUGUAUUAUUUUCCUCUUAUUCCUAGAUUGCGGAGAUUAUAUGCAUCUCAUGCCACAGCUGCCGACAUGAGAUGGCAUCAAGAGCAUACACAAGAAGAGGGGGUAAUGCGACAUCCAUCAGACUCUGAGGCUUGGAAGCACUUCAAUGAAACUCAUCCCUUUUUUGCUUCUGACCCGAGGAAUGUGAGGUUGGGGUUAUGUACUGAUGGUUUUCAACCAUUUGCUCAAUCUGGAAGAAAAUACUCUUCAUGGCCAGUGAUUGUCACUCCAUAUAAUUUACCCCCGGGGAUGUGUAUGAAGGAGGCUUACAUGUUUUUAACUGUCAUUGUUCCAGGGCCACACAAUCCUAAACAAAAAAUUGAUGUUUAUCUACAACCUCUAAUAAAAGGAAUUGACUUUAUUGUGGGAGACAGGUGUAGAAGCAUUUGA